Molecule: messenger RNA, 2778 nt
Organism: Coturnix japonica (Japanese quail)
Lineage: Eukaryota; Metazoa; Chordata; Aves; Galliformes; Phasianidae
Source: RefSeq, a predicted model, not a curated record
CCUCAUUUAAGGGUGACUGACACUGAGGAAGGGUCUUUUUCUGGAGAUCCCUUCUUGGUGAAGCUUUCUCCUGUGAUUGUGUUCUGAUACAGAUAUCUGUAGCGGAAAUGCAAGUUAUGGUUUGAACCUGUGACUGAGCACCUGAUGGGAAGGCAGGGCCAACCCAGUGGAUUUUCAGGUGCAUGCAAUACACCUGAGUGGAAGGGGUGGAGCCAGGAUCCAUUAUUUCCCAGACCUCAUUUAAGAUUUGGCAGUGGAGCUGGAUGUAUCUUGCUUGAGAUCCUUGCCUACUUGAGGCCUUCCAAGGUUAAUGAUUCUCCUCCCUAGUUUCACCUCUGUAUGUUGCUCAUGAACCAAAAUAUGGACUCUACCAUCUCCCUGCCCAGCUACUCCUGUGAAAUUCUGCUUUUCCAUAAAGUUCUCCUCAGACAAUGUUAUUGUUGAAGAUUACUCAGAUGCCUUCUGUCCAUUUUCUGCCUCACAUGCUAUGUCAUGAAAGCUUUGAUACACUUAGUACAUAAUUUAAAUGAAUGACUACUUUGGCAAGCAUAAUGGAAGGCACACAUACUACCCUUCAAUUGCACAAACCCAUAAUGGAGCUUUGUUACAUCAGCUUCUAUCUUCCAGAGGGAAAAGUCAGAGGAUUUACUUACAGGGGCUGUGUGACUUUGGAUAGAACCAGUAAACGUUUUUGUAGUUGUUAUAAAGUACAAGAGAGACUGGAUAUGAGAGAACAGCCAUAUGAAAGCUGCAGAGAUAUUAUUUUCAAACAAACUACAACAAAAGACAUUCUCACUGAGUUGUACAGAUUAACUGCUGAAAAGGAAAAACUGUUAUCCAGUCUUCUGAGAUCACAUCAUAUUCUAGGCCUUAACACGGGAUGUCAGGAGGAAAAGAAACAGGCUGUUUCUGAAGUCACGAAACUUAAAUGCGAUGAUUAUUCCAGUUCUGCAUAUCAUCAGGAGUUCAUUCUGGAUUCUGCAAAGAGAGACAAAUUAAAUAGCAAGAAAAUGAAGAAAUAUAGAAGAAAAGAAAGCUUUGAUGAUUUCAGGCACUGGAAAGGGAGAAAUAAGCUAUAUGAACAACAUCCUUCUUUACUGAGGGGAAGAGGCAUGCAAGUGAGUAAUGAGAAGAUGCGCCCUGCAAGACAAUUUUCUACUAGGAGUUUUCCCAGUUCCUUUUCUGCUUUCAGUUGUGUAAAAGGUAAAGACUAUUUGUCACCAGAUGUUGGUAUACAAACAGCAAGUGAAAUAAAAGAAGAGUAUCUUCUUGAAAGCAACAAAGCCCUGAAACUGGAUGUUGACUUAGCAAGUUCUGUAUCAAAAGACAACAGUUAUAAAGUUGCAGUUGAACUACUGGAUAAUGCAGAAUGUAUUCCUGAAGUUGUAAACAUACAGCAGAGUAUCAUGUUGGUAAAACCAUCUUGGGACAAUCUAUCUAACAACCUAGAGAAUUUAAGCAAAUCUGCAGUUGCUAAGAUCUUUAAAGACGACAAGUGUACUGACAAGGUAUAUAAGGAGAAACCAGGAUUCAGAACUGCUGCUGAAGUACAGGAUUCAGAAGCCUGUGAUAAAAAAGCUGUAAAAACCCAUGCAGAGUCAUUAUCUGAUUUUCACAAAGAAAUGGUUUCUCCUGUUCUCACAACAGUACAUAAUGAGUUUAUAUCAAGAACUGAUGGAUAUUCAGCAGAUGAAACUGCUGGAUACUCUAAAAGCAGUGUGCUGCAGGAAGAAGAGCAAGACGGCUCUGUUUUGAAGUACAAAGCUGAGAGAGUGCACAUUACCGAUGAGUCAUGCAACCUUGUGGGAGCAGUCAAUAAAGCUCUUCUGAAAGUUAUACAGAGUGACAGUUUAGAUGAAGCUGCAGAAUGGAAGAGACUGAAACAAAUUACAAGAGCAGACAGAAACCUGCCAGGCUCAAUAUAUGAGAAAAGAACCACGGUAUCCUGGGGAGGCGACAAGCAUUUAUUUCUGAACCUGCCUAUAAAUGAAGAUCCUGAUGUUUCUCAGACAAGUAAUAAGCUGGAAGAGAAAAAGCUGCAUUCACCCUCGUUAGUAGCAGUGAGUAAUGUUUUUAGUAAUUCCUAUCCGCUAUCUAAUACACACAAACAAAUGUCACCUAUUCCUUCUCCAUUAUCUUCAAGACUGCCUAGCCCACAGCUGCAUCAUCGGAUUCUCCCAUUACCUGUUCAGAACUCGGAACACGAACCUAUGUUUGGUGACUACUGCAGUGGGAGGCACAGUGCUAUAAACCUCUCUUUCAAUGAUUUGGAGCCACCAUUUUAUCUGAAAUUUUCUGAACCUGGAGAACUGGGAUUUGCCAUCAGACAACCAUGCUUACAUCAGAAUGCAACUGCAGGGCACUUUGAAAAGCACAGUCUACGAGAGAGACUAACUACUCAGACACAGCAGAAUUUCUGUGCAGGAGAGACUGCUUUAAAGGAUGACUUCACUGAACGGCUGACAAAUGUGGAUGUAGCAAACAGAGGUGAAGAUACCUGGGUCUUGGAUUGCAGACUGGGGCUGUCAAACCCAUUUGCUCAUUCAAGUGAGAAGGAGAAGAUCAACAGGAAUGCAUUGCAUUUGAAUCUGGAAUUGAAUGUGAGUAGCAGUCUAUAUUGGAUUUCAACAAGCAUUUUUAUAUACAUUUCUGGUAUGCAUUUAUUUCUGGUGUGCCCAAAGCCAUGUUCCAAAAUACAAAACAAAUAGCAAAGUUUUGGAUGUGGUGCAGUUUUCCAGAUGGUUUCUGACUUCUUGCAUCUAUAUGUGGCUAAGCCUG